AUGAGUGACAUCAAAGUCCCACAAUCAUUAUCAGUUAUCCAAGCUACAACGACAAAUAAAAUGAAGUGGAUUAGUAAAAUUGCUUAUGGAACGGGUCAAAUGCUUAAAGAUCUUGUUUUGGGAUUUAUCAGUAUAUUCUACAUCAUAUUCUAUGAAGGUUGUAUCAGUUUGAGUAGUUCACAAGUUGGGGCAUUAUUACUGUGUGGUCAGAUUGCCAAUGGAUUAGCCACACCAUUGAUUGGUUAUUUAUCAGAUCGUCCACUCGGUCUAACUGAAAAACCGGCAACUGUUCACCAGUCGAUAACGUGUGAAGAUGGAAGUGUAAAGAAGGAUAAGAGGUUGUUCAGUCGAAUGAAACGACAGUUGAGACUUGGACAGAGAAAGUCAUGGCAUUUAGGUGGAUGUUUAUUGAUAUUUAUUGCCUUUCCGUUGAUGUUCGGACAACCGGAAUAUUUUAUUGGUCUUCCAAUUGUGGUGAAGUUAUUGAUCAAUGGCAUGUUUAUGAUUUGUGUUCAGGUUGGUUGUGCAGCUGUACAAAUUCCCCACUUAUCAAUUAUCAAUGAUUUGACAGACCAACAUGAUGAACGAGAAUUACUUGCAUCCUUGAGAUAUUUAUUCCAUGGAAUCGGACAUUUGGCUACAUUGCUUAUAACGUAUGUAUUUUUUGAAUCAGAAAAAUCCAGUUUGUUACUUUUGAAAUCAGUAAAUGAGACUGACAACAAUGUGAACAACAGUCAACUGUUCACAAAAUCAUUAAUAACAACUGACAUUAUUGUUGGGAGUGAACGAGUAACAUUGUUCAAUCAUUCGAUAAAUAACCACUCAACGAAUGUUGGGAAACAGUUAGUCGUACAUUCAGAAUACAAUAUAACAAUUCAAGAUUUACCCAUAUUUCGAAAUGUUGCAUUGAUUGUUGUUGGCAUUGGAGUAUUAUUCACAAUAAUCUUCCAUUGUGGUGUUCGUGAAGGUAAACCGAAAGCACACCAACCACUCACAAUGCAAUCUCAUGAGAAUACCACAGAUGAAUUCUCACAAGUGAAUGGAACAAGCAACAAUAACAAAGUGAUUAAUGGUAAUUCUGUUGUGGUUUCACAGCUCAAAUCCAAACUAAAACGGACCUACAGCCUUUCAUCUACACUUCCCUGGUAUGCUUGGUUUACACUACCAAGAUUUUGGCUGAGCUGUUCUACAUUCAGUAUAAUGCGUCUUAGUGUGACUGUUUCUGUGGUUUACAGUGGUCCAUUUUUGUUGAAUUCAUUGAAAUUGAAUAAAAGUUCAAUGGUUUCUGUCGCCUUAGUUACCACAAUUUCUUGUUUGAUUACAUCAGUUGGUGUACAAAGGAUAAAUAAAUUACUCGGGAAUUAUGUAAGUAGAUGGAAUUGA
This is a messenger RNA of Schistosoma mattheei, 1383 nucleotides long. The record is from the annotation of a GenBank genome assembly. NCBI's taxonomy places the organism in Eukaryota, Metazoa, Platyhelminthes, Trematoda, Strigeidida, Schistosomatidae.